Molecule: messenger RNA, 2316 nt
Organism: Neltuma alba
Lineage: Eukaryota; Viridiplantae; Streptophyta; Magnoliopsida; Fabales; Fabaceae
Exons: 1
Coding region: 486-1523 (345 amino acids)
Biological process (GO): translation
Cellular component (GO): ribosome
Molecular function (GO): 5S rRNA binding; structural constituent of ribosome
Source: RefSeq, a predicted model, not a curated record
AAAAAUAUACUUUUAAAAUUAAGGAAUUAAAUUGAAGGCUUAUAUAAAAUUAUCAGACUAAUUAUAUCUUUUAGCCAAUUUAUGAGAUUUCAAAGUUCAUAGCAUCAUCUUUGGUUCGAAGAAGAUGAGCCCAAUCAAGCAACCGAUCAGCCUGAAGUCACAGAACAAAAAUAACAUUCGAAACGUCAAAAAACCAAGAAGCGAAAAAGGGGCGGCGAGAGGUUGGUAGCGACGAAGAGGACGAAGGGGACAACGAAUCUUUACUCACAAACUAAGCUAUUCGGUAACCAUACCUUUUGCAAAAUCUUUCCUUUCUUCUUCCCCUCAUAGUUAAUUUCUAAAUAUGGCAGAAAAGAAAGCUGCAGAAUCGGGGCCUCGCACUCCCUCCACCACUGCACGUCAGUUGUUUGUCGGUUUUCCUCUGUGAGUACUACUAACCAUAAUUCCCAUUUCGAGUUCCCGCUAACCAUUCUGAUCAGGGGUCGAUGCUCGCGAGAAAAGGAAUUGCCUUUGUUUCAUGGUAUAAUCCACAUCUCUUGAGGAAACUCAGUUUUUGCUUUGAGGCCUACCACAAAAUUCCCAAUAAGGAGGAUGAAGCUAUAACUGAUUCAGUACCAGUUUCUGAUUUUUCCAGUAGCCUUCAUAAUCUCUCUCCAUUCUUCUCUGAUGGUAAAUUUCCUUCAAAUGGUUACAAUAUUGAGCUUGUGGAUCACGAUGCCUGGCGGGUCUCAUCAGGAGUAUCUCAAGCGUGGCAAGGGAGGGAACAGGGUGCACCAGAAGCAAGUUCUACAGGUCAGGAAGAAACUAAUGAACUCAUUGAUUCCAAUUCCUCCAAUGCCGAGGAUGAAGUUGAUUUUGAAGACAUUGAUAAUAUGAGAAUUCGUGGGAAUCUGUUCUACAAACUUGAAAAGAGUUCUAAGGAGUUUGAAGAAUAUAAUCUAGAGUUUCACAGGAAGAAAUCUUCAAAGAAAGGAGAUGGUGGAAAGGAAAAUUCUAAGAAAGAAACUAAGAAGGAAAAGAAAGCUAGCCAAAGUCCUAAAACUUCCAGAGUUCAAGAAGUCCAAACCACUAGAAGUGUUAAUAUGCCUCGGCUUCCUGAAGCUAGUGUUACUUCUGUGGAGAACAAGAAGCAGAGGACUCUUACUUUAAACCAGCUUACAGGUCCAUAUCAUGAGCCAUUUUGCUUGGAUAUAUUCAUAUCAAAAGCCUCUGUUCGUGCUUGUGUUGUUCAUAGGGUAACUAGCAAGGUUGUUGCUGUGGCUCAUUCUAUUUCGAAGGAUAUGAAGUUUGACUUCACUUCCACUAAGAACAAAAACACUUGUGCUGCUGUAGGGUCAUUACUAGCUCAAAGAGCAUUAGCUGAUGAUAUUCAUGAUGUGAUCUACACACCAAGGAAAGGAGAGAGGCUGGAGGGAAAGCUUCAGAUUGUUCUUCAAUCUAUCAUUGAUAAUGGGAUUAAUGUGAAGGUGAAAAUUAAACAAAGAAAGCCUCAGAAGGCUUUUCAAUCGCCUAUGAAGUAUUGACAUUGACACAGUAUAUAGAGCCGAUGUGGAAUUUUGAACUUUUAUUGGUGUGUACCAAAACAUGGAUGUUAGAUACAUUCCAACACAAAAAGGCUCAACUUUUGAAGUAUUGAUGCUUGGUAGUCAUUUGAUUGGCUCUCGUGGUUUUGUCUGAUGACCCACUUGGCUUUGUAUUAUGUCGAAGACAAAAGAUUUUAGUCGCUCUCAAAACCUAAUUGAUUGGCUUAUGGCGGUGGUUAUACAUCUAUGAAUGUGCAUAAUGUCAUUGUCAUAAGGGAUGCAAGGCUUCAAGCACCUUUUAAUCUUCUGUGUUUUGGAUUGUCAUUACUCUAAAAUGAGGUGCCAAAUAAUUCAUGUUUCCAUGGAAGCCUUCUGCCUAAUGGACUGGGAUUCCGAGCAGCAUCCAACUGUGGUCUCACAACGAGGGGAGAUUUUCUUAUGUUGAUUUUUGUCCCUGUAAACUGUCAACAAGUUUCAAUAUGCUUCACUGCUUCACUUGUAUGUCCUAAAACUUCUGAUGGAAUUUCACACGAUGAUUCAGUGUCCAUACUUUUUGUUCAUCUUUGCUAGAAGGCAUUUAUCAUCAAUGGUUUGGCUAUUACAAACUAUUCUGAUUCCAGUUGGGUGUUCUGGGAUUGAGAUCCUCAACGUGAGAGAGAGACUGACAUGAAAUUGAAGCAUGUAUAUAUAAUGCUUCUGGUUGGAACCUGUAUUUUCAGAGAAAUAGAAUUAUAUAAUGCUUCUUGGGAUGCCUAUCAGUUGGAGGGCAUAUAAUGAACAUGACAUAGCAUUU